Molecule: messenger RNA, 1595 nt
Organism: Spathaspora passalidarum NRRL Y-27907
Lineage: Eukaryota; Fungi; Ascomycota; Pichiomycetes; Serinales; Debaryomycetaceae
Exons: 1
Coding region: 55-1494 (479 amino acids)
Source: RefSeq, a predicted model, not a curated record
AACCCAUGUUAUUCCUGGUGGCUAACAAGUUUCUUUACAUCUAGUACUAAUAUCAUGGAAGCUCUGGAAACUAAUAAACUGCCACGACAGACGACGGCUCCAUCUGCAAAUACAAAUAUACCUAUAAAUACGGAUUCCGUUGACCCGCUCGACAAUUCAUCUGAUAAGGAAAUGACUCCGGCCUCACAACAAGAAAUCAUCAUCAAAAGACUACGAGAAAUCCCCCACGAGAAACUCAAGGAGAUAAUCACCAACCAGAUCGACCUUGAAAUCCGACUCAAACAUAAAGAAUUGAAUUUGAACGACCACGAAAUUAGUAAAAUGGAAUCACAAAUGUUGAUGCUCCGGAAAUUCUUUGAUGUCCCCAACGACGUCAAGAUUAACAAUGAGCCGAACGAUUUCACCAUGAGGUAUUUUGAACUUUUGAAUAAGUCCUUGAAUGCCACCUAUGACAAUAUGAAGCGGUUUCCUGAGGGGAUUCCCAUGGAUGUCCCUCUUCAACACGAUUAUAUUGACGAUUCGGUCCAGACAGAGCCAGUGUCUGUGGGCUCCAAUAUACUAUGCCCGCAGCCGGGUCACGCAUACAGAACCAGAUCUACUACAUCUUCAUUGAGACCGUCAAGUUACACCGCGGCGUCUAGUAUGACAACACCAACCACCAGUGGUGGCAUGGGCAUUAAUUCGGCUAUGGCGAAACCACAAAACUUGGGAUGUUUGUACAGAAGAACCGACGGGAUAAUAGUGAGAUUAACUUGUCCUGAUUGCCAACGAAGUAAUUUCUCGUCAGCCCAGGGGUUUUUGAAUCAUAGUCGAAUCGCCCAUGCCAAGGAGUAUACUUCGCAAGACGCUGCUGCACUUAAGUGCGGAGAGAUAUUGCCGCAGAUUAAACAGGAUGCUGAAGGUGAAGCAAGUUUGCUUAAGUUGGCCGAGAAGGGGGUGGAUCCAAAUCGAAAUUUAAACGUUAAUGAGAUUUACUUUCAUGGAUUGUCGAACACGUUGAAUGCGGUGCAUCAAACGAAAGCCAAGACUGAACGCACGACCCCGCCAGCACCACCGGGCACGACCGGCACCACCAGCGCCGCCGCCGCCGCCAGUACCAGCACCAGCACCAGCACCAGCACGACCACUACCACUACCACAACUACCGCUGCCACCACGUCUGCCACCAACCCACACGGUGCGUCGCUUAACGCAGACAGUGAGUUGUUCAAGAAACUAAUGAAGGAAGGAAAUAUGAAGAAGGAGGAAUACGAAGAACUAAUUAGAGAAACAAAACAACCACUCAACAACCCCCACUUGUUUGAUGAUGAGUUUGAAAUUGACAGUUCUUCGGAAGCGUCAAGCAUCAGUGCACAACCAAGCACUACUUCGCUAGUUGGACUAAACAAACGAAGACAGUCUCGAGGAGGGAUUAAAAUAGCACAGUGUGAACAUGAAUUAAAGGACGAUGAAGAAGUUGAAGAGGGUGAAGAUGUGAAAAGACGUAAGCGAUAGAUAAGUUUAGUUUUAGUUUAUAUAGAUUUAGUGUGCAUACAACACAGGCACACCACUUUGAAAAAUUUAUAUGUGCGGAAGAAAAAAAAAAAAAAUUGCAA